Stegostoma tigrinum is the source of this 2281-nucleotide messenger RNA. RefSeq names its product transmembrane protein 127. The record is from RefSeq and is a predicted model, not a curated record. The coding region runs from base 105 to 725 and encodes 206 amino acids. The transcript has 3 exons. Lineage: Eukaryota; Metazoa; Chordata; Chondrichthyes; Orectolobiformes; Stegostomatidae. Gene Ontology annotation, biological process: negative regulation of cell population proliferation; negative regulation of TOR signaling. Gene Ontology annotation, cellular component: membrane.
GUCAGGGCAGGGUUAGCAGGAGAGAAACCAGCCCUGGCGAAUGUUAGCGCUCUCUCUGUCUUUCUUCCCCUUUGAUCCGAGCCGACACCGUCGGGAGGGCGGGUAUGGAAAAUAGAUUCCGGGCCCCGCAGAACCGCAACCUGCCCGCCGCUGUCACUCAGUGCUUCUCGGUGGUGGCUCUGUGUACGGCCGUGGCCGACCCCAACUGGUUCCAGGUCGCCCUGAACGGCACUUCGCCGCAAAUCUAUGGAGUGGCUUAUGUGGUCCGCCUGCAGGGAAACCUCACAGCAGAUCCAAAUACCGUCUUCAACUAUGAAGGGAUUUCUCUACUAAUUGUGAUGGCCACAUGCAGCUACUUUGGAAUACUGACUGGCUUUGGAGCUUUCAUUCUCAGCUUCCUGGGAUCAAGGCAUCCACUUUUGUUUAACUUGCCAAUUACGUUGCAUUUUAUAACAGCCACUCUGGACAUAGUGUCUUUGGCACUGUGCUCGUACCUGUUCUUUCAGGUGAAGACCAAACUGAGGAGAAAGGAAUUUCAGAAGAUAGCAAUGCAGGCAACCCUAGGAGAAAGCUUCGUAAUUGCUGUCUUUGGUGUGAUGUUCUCAGUAACUGCCUCAGCCCUAAGCCUACACAAGUCCCUGCUGAAGGACCCAAGAGUGCUGGGGAGCAGAACUGAAGAAGAGUCCACACUGGUAACACAUGAACAGUGUCAGGACAAUGACUAGAUUUGGCUAAACAUCUUGCACACUGCAUCACCAUGUUCUUGUUUGGAGCUGUCCGGUUGACCCAGGAUUCUGAUUGCAUUGUAUCUGUGAAGAAAUGCUGUACCCAGGGACAUCAGGCAGCCAACACUGCAGAGGCGACUGGUCUGUUUAAGAUGAAAAGAGCCAAUUGUGCUCACCAUUGGUUAUCUAAGGAUAUUAGAAGCUCUGAAAGAGAAAAGCGUUAAUGUUUCGCUGAUAAGUUUAGCUUUUUAUUAUUUUUCUUUGACACCAAUUGAAGUAGCUUUUCUGAAGUGGCUGCUCACUGAUCAAAAUCAAUAAAAGACACUGAGCUGCAUAGAACAACUUCGAUCCCCUCCAUCAUGCUGACUUUAGCACUCUGAGUUAUGGCAGCUGAUGGAACGUUACAAUUGACUUUCAUGCCCUGGACAAGGUCAAGUGUUAAAAUCAGAUGCUGUUUUGAUUCCUGAUUGGUAUCCAGUGACAGUUGCUAGAAAGUGCUAAGCUUCAUUGUCAAUGUUCCCUUUCCUUUUCUGAAGAAUUUCCAAUGAUAUUUUUUCUCCCAGUGCUCUAAUUUUUGCUAAAUCAGUAUUAGAUGACUGAUGGAUGUCAAGUAUUUUGGCCAAAUUGACCAAAUGAAUGUGGCUGACCAGGAAAUAGAGCUCUCCUCCAUUUCAAAGCCACAUCUGUACUUAAAGGGCAGAUGUUGACAGCAUGUUUCCCCUUGUGAGGGAGUCUAGAAACAGGGGCACAUUUCAGAAGGCCUUAAAUCUUUGGAAUUAUAAUCUAGUCUACCUAAUUGGAGCCUGUGCCUUUGAAUAUACUCAAGGUUGAGUCAGUCAGACUUUGAUCAACAAAGUUUCUGGGGAGACAAGCAGGAAAGUCGAGCUGACAUGACAAUCAACUCAGUUGUGAUUGUGGAAUGGAGACGCAGGCUGUUGGAGCCAAAUGGCCAUUCCUGCUUCUAUCUUAUCACUUUAUCUCCUCUUAUCUUAUAUUAAUCCAGUGUAUUAAGGCCACAUUGGGUCAGAAAUGUUUGCAGAACAAACUGGACACAGGGAGAAAACAAAUGGUCAUGUCGCAGAGUUACAAAAGCAUUACAUGGGACAGGGAGACAACAGCAUUUCCAUGUGAACAAUAGUAGGUUGGAGCAAGUAGCUCUUUUCGCAUGAGAAGAAGACUAAGUGUGCCACCCUAAGACAUUACUGAAGCAUUAAAUUGAUAGGAUAUUCCAGUAAGUAAAGUUUGGGUGCCCCAUCAAAAUGAGAUUAAAGCCAGCAGUUCACCGUCUAUUUAUUUCCCCACAUCCUGUGCGCGCCCUGGUGUCAAUGUACCGUUGAAAUGUCUUAGCUAAAAUUUGACUGUGAUUGGUUGAAUGUAAUCACAUUAUGUUAUAUGUUACUGUGUAUUAUAGGUUACUGGUACAUCCAAGUAAUGUGAUUGUCAUGUAUAAAGUAAUAAAGUAGUCAGUGUUUUGUAACAGCUCAGGGAGAUCCAAUUACCACACAAGAAGAGUGUAUCUCACUUGUAAGUGCAUGAAUAAACACCAGUGAAUAAUC